ACCUAGUCCUUGCUAUAACAGCGCCCAGACAUCACUUCUUGAACGCCUUGGCGCGCUCCUUGUUUUUCAAAAAACUACGCGGCGGGACGUCCUUAUCAUUUCUUUAGUGAUUUUUCAAGUGAUGUAAUAUGGAUGUGAUUAGAUUUUUUGGAAUAUUUGGAUACUGGUUUUUUUUCUUUAGUCAUGUUAACGCUACUCUUCAAGUAACUGACAUCAUCGGCCCAGAUUCCAUAGAACUUGGCACGACAGAAGAACUGAUACUGGAUUGUGAAUUCGAGGCACAAAACGAAAACGACGUAGUCCUUAAAUGGUUCUUUAACGGCUUAGAGGACCAGAUAUACCAAUGGAUUAUUCCGAACGACCACGCCUAUGCUUCGGGAAGUUUGAAGGAAUUUAUAGAUCCUACUUACCGAGCUUCGGAGCAAUCUAAUGGUACAUAUAGGGCGUUGAGGUUUAAGAAGAUUAGUUCAGAGCUCACGGGGAAUUUUACUUGUAAGGUGGAUAGUGACGAUGGGUUUCACUCACUUACGAAACAAGUAAUUGUAUACUCUCCUGCAACUUCUUUUGAAAUAUUCCUAAUCGGGGGCGACGACGAAUUUGAAGGAGACGAAGUUGUACUUUGUGACGCGUUGAAUGUUUCCCCAAAGCCAGAUUUUGAUAUUUACAUUUCUUCAGAGAAUGGUUCAUUAGAAAUCCCAUCCGAUAUGUUCACCGAAAGCAAACGAAUAACUCCCGACAUUGAAGGAGUCUACAAUGUUUCAAUCACUCUGUCUUUCAACUCCAGCUACCUCUCAGAGUCGACUAAGUUUGUUUGUCGAUUGAGCAUACCAGGCACAAAUUAUACAGAAGUAAAGAGUGUGGAGUAUUUUGUCGAUUAUGAUUUAGACACUGAACCCAGCCCUACCCUUAUUUAUGAAGAUGACCCUGGUGUUAAUAGUACCACAGAGGAAACCCUUUUUGAAAAUGAAGAUAGCGGCAAAAAUCCUCUUCAAGCCUCAAUAGUUCUGGCGCUGCUGCUGAUGUUCUCACUGGUCCUAGCUACUUAAAACCGGCUGUGAUAGGCUCAUUAGGAAAAAAUUAUGACCAUUAUUAAUUCUGGAAAAAUAACCAAUUAUUUUUUUGUUUAUGAAAUAUUGUUUGUACAAAAUGUAAAUAAUAAUUGUUUCGUCAUUGUUGUACAGUCACAAAAUAAUAUUAACAAUGCCAAAUGUUUAAUACCAAAGUAAACAAAAUGUGAAUAUUAUGUUAUAUUUUUGUAAUUUCUAGUCUAAUGUUUGAAUCAAAUGAAUUAAUAAAAGAAACUGUUGAUUGUAAUUUUUACUUAA
Molecule: messenger RNA, 1325 nt
Organism: Ceutorhynchus assimilis (cabbage seed weevil)
Lineage: Eukaryota; Metazoa; Arthropoda; Insecta; Coleoptera; Curculionidae
Source: the annotation of a GenBank genome assembly